Erpetoichthys calabaricus (reedfish) is the source of this 5782-nucleotide messenger RNA. It is a transcript of the gene cpda, whose product is annotated as carboxypeptidase D, a. The record is from RefSeq and is a predicted model, not a curated record. Gene Ontology annotation, biological process: proteolysis. NCBI's taxonomy places the organism in Eukaryota, Metazoa, Chordata, Cladistia, Polypteriformes, Polypteridae. Bases 111 to 4139 code for a protein of 1342 amino acids. The transcript has 21 exons. Gene Ontology annotation, molecular function: zinc ion binding; metallocarboxypeptidase activity.
GGACACGCGAUCCCGGAAGCGGUUGAAAAGCAAAAGGAGUGAAGCAGUGUUAGGUGGACAGUGUGAAGAGUGCGAGUUACUUGAGGAGGUUGUUGGGGUUUUUUGGGAACAUGGAGAAGAGACAGCAGGAAAGAGGGCAUGUCCAUCAUCGUCUAAGAUCGCCGUUGAACUCAGGUUUUCUUUUUGUCUCUCUGGUCUCCCUGCUUAUACUGAACCCCUGGUGCUUCUGCGAGGGUGUCUGGGUCAGGAGACUUGCCAGACAGGACAGUCCGCUUCCGAUCUCCGUGGAAAAAUACGAUCGCUACUACAAUUACGAAGAGCUGACAGAGCGACUGAGGGCCUUAGCACAAGCCUACCCAGGCCUCGCCAAGCUCUCAAGUGUGGGCCAGUCGGUUCAGGGUAGAGAGCUGUGGGUGAUGCAGAUCACACGGGACCCAAACACAGAGCAACCAGGCAAGCCCAAGUUCAAGUACGUCGGGAAUAUGCACGGAGACGAAACGGUGUCCCGCCAGGUGCUUGUAUACUUAAUCGAAUACCUGUUAGACAGCUAUGGAGAGGUGGAGCGCGUAAGCCGGAUCCUAAACACAACUGACGUGUACAUCAUGCCCAGCAUGAACCCAGACGGCUUCGAAAAGUCAAAGGAGGGGGACUGUCAAGGAGAGAACGGGGGUCGAGAAAACAGAAACCAAAUUGACCUCAACAGAAGCUUUCCCGAUCAGUUCGAGAAAGUCCAGGUGUCGAAGGAUCUUAUCCCGGAGGUUAUGGCCGUCAUGAGGUGGAUCCUUGACAAACGGUUUGUUCUCUCUGGGAAUCUACAUGGCGGAACUGUUGUUGCCAGCUACCCCUUUGAUGACUCUCCUGGCCACAAAAUAACUGGAGUAUACAGUCGUUCACCGGAUGAUGUGGUUUUUAAAUAUCUGGCCAAGAGCUAUGCAGAAAAGCAUCCGCUAAUGCAGACAGGAAGACCUAACUGCCAGGACACACCAUAUGAAACUUUUAAAGAUGGCAUCACUAAUGGAGCUCAGUGGUAUGAUGUAACCGGAGGCAUGCAAGAUUUCAACUAUUUACAAGGGAAUUGCUUUGAAGUUACAAUGGAGCUAAGUUGCUGUAAAUAUCCACCAGCAAGUCAACUGGCCAAAGAAUGGGAAUAUAAUCAGGAGUCGCUUGUAACGUACAUAGAAAAGGUUCAUAUUGGAGUAAAGGGCUUUGUGAAGAGUGCUGAAAACUCCAGCGCAAUUUCUGAUGCUACUAUUGUAGUGGCUGGGAUAGCACAUAAUAUAACAUCAGGCAAAUUUGGAGAGUAUUUCAGGCUACUUUUGUCAGGAACUUACAACAUCACAGUCUAUGCAGAUGGAUACGUGCCUGUGACAGCAACCCAAAUUUAUGUUCCUGAAGACAGUUGUAUGGAAAUAAACUUCACACUUUCUUUAUCAAAAUCGGCUGAUUUGGGCAAUGUUGUUACUACAGCUUCACCAUCUGUUGAAAACAACAGACUUGUGUCCUCUGCAUCCCCUGGACACUUCUCAAUCCAACCCCAGGACUUCCGACAUCAUCGCUAUGCAGAUAUGGAGAUCUUCUUGAGGCGGUAUAGCACAGAAUAUCCUGACAUCACACAGCUAUACUCUAUUGGAAAAACUGUUGAGAAAAGGGAGCUAUAUGUAAUGGAAAUUUCUGACAACCCUGGUGUCCAUGAGCCUGGUGAACCAGAAUUCAAAUAUAUUGGUAACAUGCAUGGCAAUGAGGUAGUUGGCCGUGAGCUGCUUUUGAACCUCAUUGAGUACCUCUGUCGAAAUUAUGGAAGCGAUCCUGAGGUUACCCAACUUAUUAACACAACUCGAAUUCAUAUCAUGCCUUCCAUGAACCCAGAUGGUUAUGAAUUAGCACAAGAAGGGGACAAAGACGGCACUCUGGGAAGAAAUAACAGCAAUAAUUAUGACUUAAACCGCAACUUUCCAGACCAAUUUACCUCGAUUUCUGAUCCACUGCAACCAGAAACCAUAGCUGUAAUGAACUGGCUCAAAUCAUAUCCAUUUGUUCUCUCAGCCAACCUACAUGGAGGUACCCUUGUAGUAAACUAUCCAUACGAUGAUGAUGCCGAUGGUGUCAGAACUUACAGUAAAUCCCCUGAUGAUGCCUUAUUUAGGAUGGUGGCUCUUGCCUAUUCCAAGGAAAAUUCUGCCAUGUCCAAAGGUGGCCCUUGUCCAGGUCCAUUUUCUCAUGAAUAUUUUGAGGAUGGCAUUACCAAUGGAGCUCUUUGGUAUAAUGUUCCUGGUGGAAUGCAGGACUGGAAUUACCUUAACACUAAUUGUUUUGAAGUUACAAUUGAGCUGAGCUGUGUUAAAUACCCCCUGUCUGAAGAGAUUCCCAAAUAUUGGGACCAAAACCGGAAGUCACUGUUGCAGUUUAUUCAUCAGGUACACCGGGGAAUUAAAGGUUUUGUUAGAGAUUCUGUUGAUGGCUCUGGAAUCUGGAAUGCCACCAUUACUGUAAAAGACAUUGACCAUCCAAUCACAACCUACAAAGAAGGGGAUUACUGGCGUCUCCUUGUUCCUGGAAAUUACCAGAUAACUGCUUCAGCACAUGGCUAUGUUCCGGUUACAGUCAAUGUGUCUGUUAAUGACGGUGUGGCCACACAGAAUUUUCUACUAAUGCAUGUAACCACACAGGAUCCUUCUACAGAGAAAUUCCAGAACCUAAUUAAGGAACUUUCUUCUGAGCAUGGACUAGAGAGUCUUGUUUUCAGCUCUGCAUCUGAUAAUGACUUUCACCGCUAUCGCUCCUACAAAGACAUCUCAGAGUUCUUAAGGGGUCUCACUCUCAACUUCCCGACGAUCACCAACCUUACUAGCUUAGGUCAAAGUGUUGAAAUUCGAACUAUAUGGGCUCUGGAACUGUCAAAUAAACCUGAGGAGUUGGAACCUGCAGAGCCGAAGAUACGUUUUGUUGGUGGAAUCCAUGGUAACGCACCUGUUGGCACUGAGCUGCUAUUGGAAUUUGCGUUCUUCUUGUGUGUUAACUAUGGCAAAAAUGCUGCUGUUACCAAGCUUAUUGACAACACCAGGAUUGUAAUUGUUCCACUAAUUAACCCUGACGGUCGAGAAAAGGCACAAGAAAAACAAUGCACUUCAAAUGUGGGAUUUGUGAAUGCUCACGGCAAAGACCUUGAUGCUGAUUUCUUUGGGAAUUCCUCCCAGCGGUCUACAGAGAUUGAACCUGAAACUGUCGCUAUGAAGAAUCUGAUUCUUGGGAAAGGUUACACCCUCUCAAUUGCUUUGGAUGGAGGCUCAGUUUUAACCACUUAUCCUUAUGAUAAACCAGUACAGCCAGUUGGGAAUGAGGAUACACUGAAACAUUUGGCUACUGUGUAUGCCAAUAACCAUCCUACUAUGCACCUUGGACAUCCUGGUUGUACAAAUAAUGCAGAUGAAAAUAUCCCCAGAGGUGUGUUACGUGGGGCAGAGUGGCACAGUCACUUGGGCAGCAUGAAGGAUUUCAGUAUGGAUUUUGGUCAUUGUCCUGAGAUCACUGUGUACACAAGUUGCUGCCUCUAUCCCAGUGCAGAUAAGCUUUCUACUCUGUGGUCAGAAAAUAAGAAAUCAUUGCUGAGUAUGUUGGUUGAGGUGCAUAAAGGAGUACGUGGUAUGGUAAUUGAUAAAAAUGGCAAACCAAUUCCCAGAGCCAUUAUUGUUCUGAAUGGUGGCAUGCGGGUCUACACCAAUGAGGGAGGCUAUUUCCAUGCCUUACUAGCCCCAGGAGCACACAGCAUUGAGGCUGUAGCAGAUGGAUUCCAACAGCAACACAAAGAGGUCUUUGUUUCAUUAUAUGAAGCUGCUACCUCCCUUGUUUUUGAAUUUGACUUGGAUAAUAGAGUAUUUGGGUUUCCAAGGGAGUUUGUCAUUGCGGCUGCAGGGGCUUCAAUGACUGCACUCAUCAUUACAGCAUGUAUAAUCUGGUGUGUGUGUUCAGCCAAAUCAAACAGGCAGAAGGAUGGCUUCCACAGAUUACGCCAGCAUCGAGACGAGUAUGAUGAUGAGGUUCGACUCGCCUCUAUUGGCUCCAAAAAGUCUCUGUUGAGUCAUGAGUUCCAAGAUGAAUCUGAAAGUGAUGAAGAAACACUGUACAUCAACAAACACAAUUAAGACCCAAUACCCUUUAAACAGUGUGGCAUUGAACACAUAUGCUGCAUUUUCCAGGUGUAUGUUUUUGUGACAAGUGGACAGGUGUUACAGAGAUGGAAACAUCUCUUUUCAAAGUGGAUAUUCAGGAUCUAGAGAAUUGAAGUGUUAAUUUACAUAUUGCCUUCGGUAACUGGAAAAAGAGAACCUUAUCCAACGAGCGAAAAAGAGCCAAACGUUGAAUACACACACACAUUUUGAUUUGUGUGUGACUUUAUAAUCUAUACAACUGUAGUAAUACACACAGGAACUGCAGGAGUUUAAUCAAUCACAUUUUUCAUCUUUAUCCCUUCAAUGAAAAUGGAUUACUUCAGUGAGCAUUUUAUGGCUGCAUCGGCUGAUAGAGGAGGUUUGUGUUUUUUAUAUGUAUAUGACAAAAUGGGAGUGAUAGAGGGUGGCUUUUUCCAGCACUUGCUUCAUUAUAUCAUGUGAAAAAGACAUAUUUAUAUACAUUAAUCUCUGUUCUUACUAAGAGCAGAUCAAGGAAUAAAUAUUGAAGGCAUUGUAUUUGUAAUAUAGUGCUGAAAUGCUCAAGUGGAACAUUUUUACAAAAGUGCCCAUUUUAAGGCACAAUACAUGUUCUUUUUUUAAGAUGUUCGUAAUGAGAACAUUUAUGUAAUACUUCACUUGGCAGGGUGUUGGGGGAAUUUUGUAGUUGCCUGAUUAACUGGAAGAUGCAUAGCUGAACUAUCUUCUCUGUGUUCCCCACACUUGAGUUCCCAGCGUCCAAAAUGAAAUGAUGGAUCAGAUCAUGAGGCAUCAAAUAAAAGUAUCUUGCCUGCCCUGCCCACGCUGAAGGUGAUUAAUUUUGUCACUUUUUUACCAUAAAACAAUAACAUGCAAGGAGAUUUUAUCAUUAGCGCAGUUUUGCACAAGAUUUCAUAUCAAAAUGACAUCAAAAUAUGAUAUUGCUAAGAAUCUAGAUGAUUUUUGAUUGGAAAACAUGGAGUGUUUAAGUACAAAUCUGAUAUUUUGUGCCUGUUCCAGUGGGACACUAAUCUUUGUGACAUCACUUCUGUCACCUGGAGAAUAAACAUACCUGUUUAACUAGAAGGCUACUGAAGAUGAACAUUUUGUUAUGAAUGUUAAUUAUUAUCUACUGCACAACUUUUAAUUUGCUUCAGAUUUUCAAAGCAUCUCAUGUAAACUCUGAGAUCUAUAAGCUUUCCAUUUUUCAUCCCCGGUGUAGAAGGAAACCUGCAGCUUCUUUUCACCAGCAGCCUGGAAACAUUAUGUCUGUUGCAUUGAUGCUGAUAUUAUGCUAUACUGUGUAAGAUUUUACUCUGAGAUUUCUAGACCCAAAAACAUUUCUAUUCCACAUUUAUAUAUGAAAAAGUUUCCCUGUAUUUUCAUGAAUUUUUCUUUAAUUUUAAAUGAACUUUUGAAGUAAAGAUUUUGAAUUUUUCUCAUUGCUUUGUAAAUAUUUUAUCAUUUUUAAAUUAUAAAAUUUGGAAUUGAACCUCUUUAUGACGACUAAUUUAUUUCUAUCCACAAAUCACUAAAUGACUAAAUCAGAAUGGCAGAAUUCAUUUGUUAAUGGUACUGACUUUUAAGAUUCAUCGUAGAGGUUAGUUCUGUCUCUUCACAGAGCCAGAGAAAAUGGGAAA